AUGCCGACUCCACCUCCCGACGUCCCCUUGCAUCACUUGAUUGAAAGGGCCAUCGUAAGUCGAACUCCGGCGGGCAGCGUUGGCGGCCACGCUCGUCUUGGCAGCCCCACCAGCUCGCCGACGUGCCAGCCGCGGCGCGGUUGCUCGUGCCACCUCGGCCGGCGAGCUGCUUAAUACCUCUUCCGCGCCCAGGUGAAACCCGCGAUGAGGAGGCCCAGACUAGACCGCUGACAAACCCCGGAUCACUCUCCAACAGCUGCUCGAAAAGAUCGAUCGUGAUCUGUACCGUUCCAAGGAGCUCUGGAAGGUGCGUAACGCGACAUUCCCUUCCGCCGCCGUCGUCUUCGCGUGCAAUGAGCAACCAGCGUCGGGCCCCACACGUCUCGGCGCGGCGAUACAAAGCUCGCACAUGGCAUAGCUCUACGGCUUUCAAAGUGCGAGAUCUCACCGGAAAAAUCUGACAACCCGUCUUCUUUGGUCUACCCCCGCAGCCAUCGGGAGGCCGAGGCGUGUUUGGCGGACAAACGAUCGCCCAAUCCGCGUGGGCAGCAACCCUCUCGGUCCGAGACGACGAGCCAGGCACCGCCAAAGGUCUUCACUCGCUCCACGUGAGUACGCCUUACUUUCCUAUCAUCGUGUCAGUCAGCCCUACUGACCCUUCUACCUUUGCCCGCCCACCCCGGAUCACUCCGUGACAAAAUUUUCUCGGCUACUCGGUUGCCGGACAGUCCUACUUUCUCUCAUUCGGCAACGUCGACAACCCUAUUCUUUGUGAGCAACACCCAAAAGACGGCCCAGCUGCUGGAUUUUCAUUCUGACGAUUCCUGGUCGAUCGUGUGCACAGAUUCGGUCCAACGCCUCCGAGACGGGAGAUCGUAUUCGACCCGAACGGUCCUAGCAACCCAACUCGGCGUCCCCAUCUUCGUCGUAACGUGUUCGUUCGCCGUACCCGAACCCAAUCAGCCCAUCACCGAACCCGUGUUCCCCAAAUGGCCCCUCGAGCCGUCGCGUGGCGCAGGGAGGAUCCAGGAUAUACCUCCCCCAGAGGAGUGCCUGUCGACCGAGGACAGGCUGCAAUACGUUUUGGACAACGUCAAGGUCCCUGAGAAGCUGAGGGUCUAGUAAGUUUAAUUUCGAUGCUUCUCGAAGCGUUCCUGCGCGCAAAUGACUGACCAUCGUGCCUUCAUAUGAAUCAUCACCAGCGUCGACCGACAAGCGGAAGAACGUCGCCAAUCGGCGAUCGAGGUGCGCAACGCCGAUCGCACCGAGUUGUCGGGUUUGAUCUCGGCCAAGAAGAACGAUCCGAGGCCUCAGCAGAUGCACUGGUUCCGAUCGCGAGCACCCGUGCGAGAUGAUCCCGCUUUCCACAAGGUGAGGCUUUCGUCCCCCGAGGUGCCUGUGCCACCCUUCUACCUUUUAAUCUGCUGACUCCCGCGAUCGUUCGGCUUGAUCCUUGUAGUGUGUCUUGGCGUAUGCCUCUGACUUGCAGUUCAUCGGCACCGCUGCACGAGCCGCAAACUUGGGAGCUCGUACGACGCCUCGUCUAGGCAUGCUCGCCUCGUUGGACCACGCCAUGUAUUUCUACGACGAUACCGUCGACGCGUACGACUGGUUACUCUUUUACAUGGAGGCGACGGUCGUCAGGAGUGGUCGUGGGUUGGUCACGGGGAGAAUUUACAAGAGGGAUGGGACUUUGGCGGUGGUGUGUCAACAGGAAGGGGUGGUUAGGGCUCAACUUUGA
This is a messenger RNA of Microbotryum saponariae, 1741 nucleotides long. NCBI's taxonomy places the organism in Eukaryota, Fungi, Basidiomycota, Microbotryomycetes, Microbotryales, Microbotryaceae. The record is from the annotation of a GenBank genome assembly.